AUGUCAUCGACUACAGCUGCUCCUUCUACGCCGCCGCACACAGUGGGCUGUCCAUCUUGCACUGGAGGCGAGAACGAGACACUAGGAUCCAGUAAAAGCCGCAGUCUUGGCCGCCGCUCUCUGGAUGCCGUCCGCUCCAUCAGGACAUACAGCAAGGGACGCCGGAUCUUAGAUGCUACUACCAACCAGAAGAUCGAGCCUCCCACUACGAACGCCAGUGCUGAGUCCAGCCCUACCGGACACUCCGCUAAGCAGCGCUGGUACGACUCAAUUCGUGGUAGGAGCUCGCAGGUCCCAAAUCCGUCGAGCCCUGAGUCUAUGUCAUCCACUUUGAAGCGCUCGCGUUUCUUCAAGUCCUCACCGGUCCAACCACACAGUCAUGAGCCGUCCAUUUCAAGCGCAUUGCAGAGCCAGGCAUUUCGUACUCCUCUUCCCAAGCUUGACCUUCCGUCUUUCCAGGCAGAGCUGCAGAGAUCUUCAGUUUUCGGAGCUGUCUAUGACAAGUCUGAGAUUGACCUGGUUGCAAAGACCAUCAACAUGUAUACGGGGAUCAAGCCAUGCAUUACCUCAUCCAAUUCAACUCCAAAGACCAGGGCACAGGUCACGUUCACCGACGACAACGAUGCGAAGACCGAGUCACAUGCGACUAGUGCUAUUGAGUUUGAAGAGGAGUCCGAAGACGCUCUCCACACAAAAUGCGCCAUCUAUUACAAAGGCAGCGCCUGGCGUCCAGAGGACAGACAGGUCUUUUCGGAUGCCUCUUCUGCACUGUCCCACUUUGCUAGGCAGCAUGUGUCCAAUACUCGCAGUCCUUAUAGCAAAAUCCUUCUUUGGACCGGCGAGUUGCCUUACACUAGGCCCCAUACCAAACAAACGUUCACUGUCUACCCCCAUUCAGAUGGACCUCGUCGCCUUGAGAUCGAGGAGAAGUAUGAUCUGGAGUGGGCUCUUAUCGCCUUUACCGAACACUCGCAUGCAACCACUCUCCCUCCCAUGAAGAGCAAGAGUCUGUCGGAAGAGGAUAGCAGGCUCAUGGCUGCCCUGAAGGAUAUCAUUGCAGCAGGAUACCGUGUGAACGUGUGGACCGCCCGCGAUAAUGAGAACUGGGAUGCUGAGAUUGAGUACAUUCAAGAUUGGGGCAUGGGUCACACUAUUUUCCAACGACAGAGCGAACAAGAAGUCGAAGAACGUCGCAAGAGGUACAUAGCCUUUAUUGAGCACGGUAUUCCUGGAUUCUCCUGGACAGACGUCCGGAUUUUGGACGAUGAAAUCCAUCGAGUUGAGCAGGAUGAACAGGGCGAUGCAGAGGAGGCUGACUGUGGCUAUGACUAUGACUGCGACUACGAUGGUCAUGAGUACGCCAACGAGACUCUGUAUCAAUCUUGGGAACAACCUGAGCAUGAAACUGAGGGGUGGCUUAUGCAUCAGGAGGAGACAGUCACAGAAGAUGCAGACAAGGACCAGGAUGGGUGGAUCGUAUAG
Cryphonectria parasitica EP155 is the source of this 1482-nucleotide messenger RNA. RefSeq lists its product as uncharacterized. The record is from RefSeq and is a predicted model, not a curated record. The coding region runs from base 1 to 1482 and encodes 493 amino acids. NCBI's taxonomy places the organism in Eukaryota, Fungi, Ascomycota, Sordariomycetes, Diaporthales, Cryphonectriaceae. The transcript is spliced from 3 exons.